UAAUUAUUUGUGGAGUGGGGUGUGUGGGAGGGUUUUGUUUUGGCUGUGUUGAACGCUGAGGAGGAGGAGGAGGAGGAGAGAGAGAGAGCUGUGCUUCUCUCUCUUCUGGUUAAGCGAAUUCCAUCUUCUGUAAUUUUUGUGGGAUUUUGUUUUUUCUUUUGGGGGUUUUAGGGUUUGUUUCUUGUGGGAAAGAUGAAUAUGAUGCGUCGGCUCAAGAGCAUUGCUUCUGGUCGCUCUUCGAUUUCUUCUGAUCCCGGUGGGGAUUCUGGCACAAAGAGGGUGAAGAUUGAGCAAGAUAUGGAACAAAAAAUCCAAGCAGAAUCAACAUCAGUUGAAAGAAGUGCCACUGGUCUAGAGCAGCAUAUGGCCUCAACAUCGCUGGAAAAUGGUGCAAGCACAUCAAAUAUAUCUUCAAUUGCUAGAAAAGAAAAGUCAGGAUGUGAUCAGCUUCCAAAGGAGAUGCAUGAAAUGAGAAUCAGAGAUGAGAGAACAUCGAGCCAUGAUGAGAAGGAUACGGAGACGACAAUUAUUAAUGGUAAUGGAACAGAAACAGGCCAGAUCAUUGCAACUACUGUAGGUGGUCGGAAUGGGCAGCCGAAGCAGACAAUAUCAUAUAUGGCAGAGCGUGUGGUUGGAACUGGUUCCUUUGGUGUUGUCUUUCAGGCUAAGUGCCUAGAAACAGGUGAACAAGUAGCAAUCAAGAAGGUUUUGCAGGACAAGAGAUACAAGAAUAGAGAGCUCCAGUUUGGGGCUACAGAAUACUCAACUGCAAUUGAUAUGUGGUCCGUUGGUUGUGUCUUGGCUGAGCUUCUUCUUGGUCAGCCACUCUUCCCCGGAGAAAGUGGUGUUGAUCAGCUGGUAGAAAUAAUUAAGAUACUGGGGACGCCAACUAGAGAAGAAAUAAAGUGCAUGAAUCCAAAUUAUACUGAAUUCAAGUUCCCUCAGAUCAAAGCUCACCCAUGGCACAAGAUAUUUCACAAGCGAAUGCCCCCUGAAGCAGUGGAUCUCGUGUCAAGACUGCUCCAGUAUUCUCCAAAUCUGCGCUGUACUGCUUUGGAAGCAUGUGCACAUUCCUUCUUUGAUGACCUGAGGGAGCCAAAUGAGCUUGCUAAUGGACGAGCACUGCCUCCUCUGUUCAAUUUCACUGCACAAGAACUGGCUGGCGCAUCAGAAGAACUCUGUAAUCGGCUCAUUCCCGAGCAUGCAAGAAAAUAAAAUUGCUAAACAUAAGAUGACAAUCACAUCUAGGCAAUGUAAAUCAGUUUUGGAUGCUUGGUUGCCCCCUAGAGCGAUCCUCCUGUGUCUGUUGCUCGGGUCCCAAAUAGCCCUCUUCUCUUCACUGAUCAACUAAUAGACAAGAAGACCUGAAAUUGAUUAGUCUGGUGGCUGGGAUUGCCCUUGAAUCAAUGACGCUUACAUGAUAGUUCUAAUAAUGAAAUUGAAGUGGAUCAAAGGUGACUGCUUUGGCGCAAAAGAUUCAAGAUUUCAUUUUAUAUGUUGUAUGUCUUGACUAUGAAAGAUUGAGAUUUUACAGAUUUGUUGUCAUAUAUAGUUUUUUAUGGGCAUUUUGUUCUGCUGACUAACUACAAGUUGAAGUUUAGAUUAGGGUCUUAAAUGUAUAAUUUUCCUACCCAGCGUUUGUUAUAAGAAAAACUUGGUCUCCUGAAAAUUUUGGUUC
Molecule: messenger RNA, 1678 nt
Organism: Carica papaya (papaya)
Lineage: Eukaryota; Viridiplantae; Streptophyta; Magnoliopsida; Brassicales; Caricaceae
Source: RefSeq, a predicted model, not a curated record